AUGCCGGACAUCCUCACCGUUGACGAGACGUCAUACCUAUACUUCCUCGAGCAGAACGUCUCAGUGCCUCUCAAAUCUGGCGUCGGGGUUAUCCGAGCCAACGUUUACAGACCGAAGGCGGACGGACCACAGCAGGUGACGUGGCCAGUCAUUGUCACUUACGGCCCGUACGGGAAGGACAUUCCAUAUGAGACGUAA
Didymosphaeria variabile is the source of this 198-nucleotide messenger RNA. RefSeq lists its product as uncharacterized. Lineage: Eukaryota; Fungi; Ascomycota; Dothideomycetes; Pleosporales; Didymosphaeriaceae. Bases 1 to 198 code for a protein of 65 amino acids. The record is from RefSeq and is a predicted model, not a curated record. The transcript has 2 exons.